Molecule: messenger RNA, 7451 nt
Organism: Anolis carolinensis (green anole)
Lineage: Eukaryota; Metazoa; Chordata; Lepidosauria; Squamata; Anolidae
Product: zinc finger protein 420-like
Exons: 2
Coding region: 587-2251 (554 amino acids)
Biological process (GO): regulation of transcription by RNA polymerase II
Cellular component (GO): nucleus
Molecular function (GO): RNA polymerase II transcription regulatory region sequence-specific DNA binding; DNA-binding transcription factor activity, RNA polymerase II-specific
Source: RefSeq, a predicted model, not a curated record
AUUACUCCCGGUUUUUGAUCUCUCUUACCCUGAUAUCCAUUGCUUAAAUUACUAAAAAGAAUCCCCCCCAAAGUUUAUCUAUCUUCUAUAUUAUUGUUUAUUAUUUUGAAACCUAAUAAUCUUAUUUUUCUGAAUCAUCUCCUUGUAUUGAUCUUGGUUCAAUUCCUUGUCUUUUCUUUUCAGUAUACCUCGCCCUUCUCGCUUCAAAGGGGACUCAGAGCGGCUUUACCGAACACACACACGGCAAACAUUCAGUGCCUGAUUCUACAAUUAAUAAGGACAGACAACAGAGACAGAGGUAACCUCUGGAUGAACCUUGUGAAGAACACAGACCUUUUUUAGGACUGAAAUGAACGUACACAGCACUGACAAGAACAAGAAAUAAGUUGCAGGAAUUAUAUUUCAAGCUACAUACCUGUGUAUUCAAGGAGGAAAGGGAGGAUUGUGCUGUAAGAAGAGGGGCUUGGUAAAGAGGAAAGAAGACUACAGCAAUCAAUACAAAGACUCAGAAGAGGAAAACUUGUCUGGUUCAGUAGUACAUAUCUGUCAACUUCUGGCAUAAUAUUUUAAUCAUAAACGUAAAAAAAUGGAAAAUCUCCAUUCCUUGUCAAAAUCACACACAGGGGAGAAACCACAUAAAUGCACGAAGUGUGAAAAGAGCUUCAUUCUUAGUGGACAUCUGCGUACACAUCAAAAGAUCCACACAGGGGAGAAGCCACAUAAAUGCAUGGAAUGUGGGAAGAGCUUCAGUCAGAGUGUACAUCUACAUAAUCAUCAAAAAACCCACACAGGGGAGAAGCCACAUAAAUGUAUGGCAUGUGGAAAGAGCUUCAGUCUCAGUGCCAGUCUGCAUUCCCAUCAAAGGAUCCACACAGGGGAGAAGCCACAUAAAUGCAUAGAAUGUGGAAAGAGCUUCAGUCAGAGUGGAAGCUUGCGUAUCCAUCAAAUGACCCACACAGGGGAGAAGCCACAUAAAUGCAUGGAAUGUGGGAAGAUCUUCAGUCAGAGUGGACAUCUGCGUACCCAUCAAAGGUCCCACACAGGGGAGAAGCCACAUAAAUGCUUGGAAUGUGGAAAGAGCUUCCGUGAGAGUGGAACGCUGCGCUCACAUCAAAGGAUGCACACAGGGGAGAAGCCACAUAAAUGCAUGGAAUGUGGAAAAAGUUUCAGUCAGAGUGGACAUCUGCAGUCCCAUCAAAGGACCCACACAGGAGAGAAGCCACAUAAGUGCAUGGAAUGUGGAAAGAGUUUCAGUCACAGUACAAGUUUUCGUAUCCAUCAAAGGAUCCAUACAGGAGAGAAGCCACAUAAAUGCAUGGAAUGUGGAAAGAGCUUCAGUCAGAGUGGACAUCUACGUUCCCAUCAAAGGAGCCACAAAGGGGAGAAGCCACAUAAAUGCAUGAAAUGCGGGAAGAGCUUCAGUGAGAGUGGACAUCUGCGUUCCCAUCAAAGGAUCCACACAGGAGAAAAGCCACAUAACUGCAUGGAAUGUGGAAAGAGCUUUAGUGAGAUUGCGAAUCUGCGUCUCCAUAAAAGGACCCACACAGGAGAGAAGCCAUAUAAUUGUGUGGAAUGUGGAAAGAGCUUCAGUUGGAGUGGACAACUGCAUAUCCAUCAAAGGACCCACACAGGAGAGAAGCCACAUAAAUGCAUGGAAUGUGGAAAGAGUUUCAGUUGGAGUGGACAACUGCAUAUCCAUCAAAGGACCCACACAGAGGAGAAACCACAUAAAUGCAUGGAAUGUGGAAAGAGCUUCAGUCAGAGUGGAAAUCUGCGUUCCCAUCAAAGGACCCACACAGGGGAGAAGCCACAUAACUGCUUGGAAUGUGGAAAGUGCUUCAGCCACAGUUCAAGUCUGCAUGCCCAUCAAAGGAUCCACACAGGGGAGAAGCCACAUAAAUGCAUGGAAUGUGGAAAGAGCUUCAGUGAGACUGCGAAUCUGCGUAGCCAUAAAAGGACCCACACAGGAGAGAAGCCACAUAAGUGCAUGGAAUGUGGAAAGAGCUUCAGUCACAAUGCGAGUCUGCACAUUCAUCAAAGGAGCCAUACAGGGGAGAAGCCACAUAAGUGCAUGGAAUGUGGAAAGAGCUUCAGUGAGAGUACGAAUCUGCGUCGCCAUAAAAGGACCCACACAGGAGAGAAGCCACAUAAGUGCAUGGAAUGUGGAAAGAGCUUCAGUCAGAGUGCACAUCUACGUUCCCAUCAAAGGACCCACACAGAAGAGUCACAAUGCAAGUCUGCAUAUCCAUGAAAGGACCCACACAGGAGAGAAGCCACAUAAAUGCAUGGACUCUGGAAAGAGCUGCACACAAGGUUCAGCAUGCAUUACACAUGAAAGAACUCACACACAGCUAGAUGACUCCUGCCUGCAUGUUUCCUAGUUCUACUAAAAAAAUUUCCCCACUCAAGGGUCCCAGGCAGAAAAAAAUGAGACAAUGGACAGAAAAAUGAAAGCCGCCACCUAGGUCUGUAUCUAUCGUGUACAGUAGUUUAUGUGGUCUGGCUUUACUGACUCAUAGAAUCAUAGAAUAGUAGAGUUGGAAGAGACCUCAUGGGCCAUCCAGUCCAACCCCCUGCUAAGAAGCAGGAAAUCGCAUUCUGGAAAUUCAGGAAAUUGAUUCUGGGGGCAGGUCUUUUCUCAGUAUUGCAGCCAGCUUGGAAGGGGUUUACCUGACCUUUUCCUCCUCGAGAAAAGCAUUGCAGGAUUCUGGGAUGAUCUGUGAAGGCUUUCUGAAAUGAGCACCAGCUGAGAUUUCAUGAGAAGAGGGUUCUGGAAAAGAAUAGCUCUUUUGUAGCAGAUAACAACAUAGAUUCAUAUUCUUGCCCUGGAUCUUGGCUCUGCUGCCUCUCAGAGAGAAUUCUGGACUCUGGCCUUGUUCCUAUAAUCCUGUUCUGGACUCUGUUGUACCCUAAAUGGUUGACUUUAAAUUCUGGACUGAGUGCUUGGCUUGAUUUAUGGACUUGGGCUUCAGUUUGCAUCCCUGCCUCUCUGGCUUGACUUUGGAAUUCUGACUUUGGUUUGUACUCUUGCAUUCUUGGUUGUUAUUUUAUGAACUGUGGUGACUGCAUUCCUGACAUCUGACUAUUGGACUGUGACCUUGGGAAAUAUUUGUUUAUUUGUAAAUUAUGCUUUUAAUUGUAAGCUCCUUUGGGUUUCCUUCGGGAGAGAUAAAGUGGGGUAUAUAUAAACAUAAUAAUAAUAAUAAUAAUAAUAAUAAUAAUAAUAAUAAUAAUAAUAAUAAUAAUAAUACCUCCUUAGAGUAAACCCCCUGUAGUAAUUGAGACUGUUCAGUCCUUACUAUUACCAUUGACGAAAUGUCCUUUAGGAUACACAGCAUCUCUCCCUAAUUGCAGAGGAUGGAAGACAAAGAUUGAUGACAUCAGCUGAUGAAGAUUCUUAAAUUUAACUAAGACAAUUUAACUAAGUUGAUGAAGGGAAAUAUUUGUUUAACUACAAGCAAGAUUGGGAACUACUAAUUUACUAGUUAUAAUAAUGAGGGGAUAUUUGUUUAUUGUGGGUUUUAGGAAUUAGUUCAAUAUAAUUAAAAAUGGAAGAGUAAAUACAGAACAGCAUUUAAAGUGAGUAAAUAGACAUAUAUAUCAGCAUGCAGUGAGAGUUUUUUAGUUUCAUUUUUCUGUUAGUUUUGUUGUUAUUGUGUAGGUCUGUGUUGUUGAGUCUUUUAUGUUUAUUAAAUGUGGUGGAGGCUCCUUCUUUGGAGGCUUUUAAGCAGAGGCUGGGUGGCCAUCUGUCAGGAGUGCUUUGAAUGUGAUUUCCUGCUUCUUAGCGGGGGGUUGGACUGGAUGGCCCAUGAGGUCGCUUCCAACUCUAGGAUUCUAUGAUUCUGUGAAAUAGUCCUUUUAAAAAAAUGCCAAUAUUGUAAUAUUGUUAAAAGAAUUAUUGGAACAAUCUAUUAAGAGUACAGAAAUAGAGGAAGUCAUUAAGAGUUUAAAAGCUGAGAAAGCUUCAGAUCUGGACAGAUUGGGAACAGAAUAUUAUAAAGGUUUUAGAGAAAUAUUGACUCCAAAAUUGUUAGAAUUGUAUAUUGAAAUAGUGUAAAGAGAGAAAAUACCUGAGUCAUGGAGGAAGUCAUUAAUAAUAUUACAGUAGAGUCUCACUUAUCCAACAUAAACGGGCCGGCAGAACGUUGGAUAAGCGAAUAUGUUGGAUAAUAAGGAGGGAUUAAGGAAAAGCCUAUUAAACAUCAAAUUAGGUUAUGAUUUUACAAAUUAAGCACCAAAACAUCAUGUUAUACAACAAAUUUGACAGAAAAAAUAGUUCAUCACACAUUAAUGCUAUGUAGUAAUUACUGUAUUUACGAAUUUAGCACCAAAAUAUCACGAUGUAUUGAAAACAUUGACUACAAAAAUGCGUUGGAUAAUCCAGAACGUUGGAUAAGCGAGUGUUGGAUAAGUGAGACUCUACUGUAAUAUGAAAACCUGAUAAAGAUUUAACAGACAUCGGCCCAUAUCAUUAGGUAAUCAGAAUGCAAAGAUAUUAUUAGCUGUAAUAGUCAAUAGAAUGAAUAAAUGUAUACAAAUAUAUAUAAAAAGAUCAAUUUGGGUUUGUAAAAGGAAGACAAGUGUCACAUUUGAUAGGGAGAGUAUUAAACAAAAUAUGUGUCUCGAGAGAGGAAGUUAAAAGCGGGGAUACUAGCAUUAGAUAUAUUUAAAUUUUUGAUUGUGUGGGAUGGUAGACAUUAAGGGAGAUUAUGAAUAAAUUUGGAAUGGGAAGUGGAAUAAAAGGAUUACUAGAACAAUAUUAUUCAAACAAUUCAGCAGUAGUAGCCAUUAAUGACGGGGUGACAAAGGAAAUUACAGUCACAAGGGGAACAAGACCUGGGUGCCUUCUUUCGCCAAUUCUAUUUGCUAUGGUGACGGGGGCGGUCCAACCACAAGGCGAAUCAGGCACUGCUCUCCUGCUUGCCUUCCCUGGCUGCCUCGCCUGGCCUCUUCCAGGUCAUGCAAAUAGUAGGUCUCUUACAAUUUAGAUAUAAUUCACUCCAAAGCAGAUAAGGUGGAUUAUCUGCCUUGAUUUUCUGGGUUAUAUGGCUGUGUGGAAGGACCCUCAGGGCUCUUCCACACAGCCAUAUAACCCAGAAUAUCAAGGCAGGAUAACCCACAAUAUCUGCUUUGAACUGGGUUAUCUGAGUCCACACUUCCCUAUAUCCCAGUUCUAUGUUUGGUGCUAAAUUCGUAAAUAUAGUAAUUCCUACAUAACAUUACCAAGUAUUGAACUGCUUUUUUCUUUUGAUUUGUUGAUGUUUUGUUGCUUAAUUUGAUGAUGUUUUGUUGCUUAAUUUGUAAAAUCAUAAUGUAAUUUGAUGUUUAAAAGGCUUUUCCUUAAUCCCUCCUUAUUAUCCAACAUUUUCGCUUAUCCAACAUUUUUAUUUUUCAGUGAUUGCUUGGGGGGGGGGGGCAAAAUUCUGUUCGCUUACUCUUGAAAAUUACCUAGGGCCGGCCCUGUAUGGCAAUAGAAUUACAGUAGAGUCUCACUUAUCCAAGCUAAACGGGCUGGCAGAAGCUUGGAUAAGUGAAUAUCUUGGAUAAUAAGGAGGGAUUAAGGAAAAGCCUAUUAAACAUCAAAUUAGGUUAAGCACCAAAACAUCAUGUUAUACAACAAAUUUGACAGAAAAAGUAGUUCAAUACGCAGUAAUGUUAUGCUGUAAUUACUGUAUUUAUGAAUUUAGCACCAAAAUAUCACAAUAUAUUGAAAACAUUAACUACAAAAAUGGCUUGGAUAAUCCAGAAGCUUGGAUAAGCGAGGCUUGGAUAAGUGAGACUCUACUGUAUUUGCAAACGCCAUCAGAAAUUUAGAAGAGGUAGGAUUAAAGGAAAAGCAGAAGGUGAGCUUAUUUGCUGACGAAACACUGUUAUUUAUUAAAAAUAUGGUAGGUAAAAUGGAUAGGAUAAACGAUCAUUGAGAGAUAUUUGGGAAAACAACGGGUUAACAAGUAAAUUGGAACAAAUCAGAAAUGAUGUUAUUUAAUUAUACAAGGUAAGAAGAAAAAGACUUUAUAGAACAUACCAAUAUGGGAAUUAGAAUCAAGAACAACUUGAAAUACCUGGGAGUAAUUAUAACAAAAGACUUAAAAGAAACAGAUGAGGUAAAUGUAGUAGCAUUGAGGAAAGUAGUUCAAAAAUAUUAAUAGAAUAUGAAAAUAGACAUUUAUCCUGGUUUGGAAAGAUAGCAAUAGUAAAAAUGAAAAUACUUCUGAGGAUAAACUUCCUAUUUAGAGUGCUGCCAUUUCAGAUUACUGAAGAAGAGCUGAAUACAUUACUUAUUUGCGACAUUUCUACCCCGCCUUUCUCCACCCCGAAGGGGACUCAAGGCAGACUGAUGAUAAAUACUGUAAUGGCAGUCAAAGAAAUAGAUUAAACAAACAGUUAUGGUACAGAUCUCAAAAAGGAGUAUUAGCAAAGACAGACUGAUUAUAGAAGGACUGAUAAAAAGGAGGAUGUAGAAUGGUUAAUAAUGGAUUCAGGAAAAGCGGAGGAAGAAAUUUGGAAUAUUUUUUUCAAAGAGUUUAUGAGAAAAGAAAUCAGGGCAAUUGGGAACCCGAUGUUGAGUAAUGCAUUAGAAAUAUGGAACGAAUACAGGAGAAAGUUAAUAACAGAUGUUUCAAUAAUAACCCCAAUUAUUAUUGAAAAGAAAUUUCCAAAACAUAAAAAUAUAUGAUGGAUAAAAAAUAAGGGAAAAAACUUAAAUAAAAUAGGGGAUUGGCUAAAGGUUGGAAUGAAAAAAGAAAAGAUUAGGAACAUAAAAAUUUGAAAGGAAUAACCAGUAAAAUGUGUAAAAUAUUAAUCGAAAUUAACGAAGGAAAAGUAAAGAAUAACACUCUCAAGGAGAUUUGGGAAGAAGAUCUAAGAAUGAAAAUCAAUGAAAAGGAGUGGUCACAAUUAUGGGGACAUAGACAUUUGAAAAAUCCAUCAAUUCGAGUUAAAGAAAUCUAUUAGUUGAUAUGGAAAUGGUACCUAACAGCCAUAAGAAUAGAAAAUAUGAAUGAAAAAUACUGAAAAAAUUGCUGGAGAGGAUGCCAAGAAUUGGGAACAUACAUACACAGGUGGUAGCAGUGUCAAUAUGUAAAUAAUUUCUAGGGAAAAGUAUUAAGAGAGAUAGAAGACACAAUGAACAUUCAAAUAGAAAGAAGUCUUAGCAUGGAUCUGGAAACAAAGUGGUUGUGAUGAUGUCUGGAGAAAAUGUAUUGGAAGAGGAUUCACAAAGAAAGAGGGAAAAUUACCUCCACAAGAGGGAAUGAAAUGGAAUUUUGGACACAUGAUAAAUAAAAAAAGUGACUUGGGGGAGGGAACACGGUGGCGAGGGUAAAAAUAAUAGUAGAUGCCAAAUGUCAAUGUAAUGUAGAUUGUAGUGAAUAUUAUGUGGCUGCUGUAAAACGAAGGAUGUACGAAUUUUUUUAAAAAAAAUAAUAAACAAUAUUAGUAAUUUGUAUAAA